UGCGAGUGUGCGACGUCCUUGGGCAGACAAGCUUCCACAUGGCGUGGAAGGAUCUGCCGGGCAAGCUGACGGCGCCCUUGCAACGCGGUCGCCGUAUUCGGCGUCGCGCCGCGCACGACGGGGCCUGCCGAAGCGCGACCAUCUUCGUCGCGGGCCUCUGCGUGGGCCUGGCGCUCACCUGCUGGCUACCACGGGCGAGGCUCCUGGACGGCGCUUCCGGACAGCGUCCGGCGGGGCUGCGCCCACAGCGGGCCGCACCGUCCUUUGGUAUUCCACGCACCCCGAUCCUCUACGACCUGAACAGCUCCGACCGUUGCGGGGCGUCGUCGUGCCACUGGGUGUCGCACGAUCUCUUGCGUCGGCGUGUGCGUCUGCUGUGCUGGGUGCUGACGAAUCCGAACAACACGGUCACCAGGGCGCGCCACGUGGCUGCCACCUGGGGUCGCCGCUGCGACCGCCUGCUGUUCAUGACCACCACCCGCAGCCUCGAGGAGGAGCUGCGGCCGUCGGUGGUGCUCAACUUGAGCGUCGCUGAGCGGCGCAACGCCCUCUGGGCCAAGACCAAGGCGUCGCUGAUCGAGUUGUACAGCGGGCACCUCAGCGACUACGACUGGUUCUACAAGGCGGACGACGACACAUACGCAAUCGUAGAGAACCUCAGGUUCUUCCUGUUGGACAAGGACCCGUCGCAGCCGCUCUACUUCGGCUAUCCGUUCCGAGUGCUCGUGCCCGCGGGCUACAUGAGCGGCGGCGCGGGCUACGUGCUGAGCCGCGAGGCCCUGCGGCGCUUCGUCGAGCUGGGCAUGAUGCAGGGCCAGUGCCGACCCGACGGGGCGGGCAGCGAGGACGCCGAGCUGGGCCGCUGCCUGACGCGCAGCGGUGUCCCGGUCGGCGAAACGCGCGACGCCCUGGGUCGAAACCGGUUCUUCCCACUGCGCAUCGAGCACUACUUCUGGCCCGAUUUGAUGCCGCUGCACUGGUGGAUUUGGCGCUACGCCAAGUACCCCAUACGACCGGGCUGGAACUGCUGCAGCGACACGGCUGUGGCCUUCCACUACACGAUGCCCGAGCGGAUGUACGUGUUCGAGUACUUCGUGUACCACGUCCGGCUGUUGGGCGGCAUCGACCAGAGGGUCUACCCGAGGCGUCCGCCGCUUCCCGAGCUGAUUCCGUGAUCAGUUCACCGCCUAUAUCUGCGUCAUGGAGGCUUCGACUGUUUAUGAGCAGGAUUAUACC
Dermacentor silvarum is the source of this 1236-nucleotide messenger RNA. Its product is annotated as glycoprotein-N-acetylgalactosamine 3-beta-galactosyltransferase 1. The coding region runs from base 39 to 1175 and encodes 378 amino acids. The record is from RefSeq and is a predicted model, not a curated record. Gene Ontology annotation, cellular component: membrane. Gene Ontology annotation, molecular function: N-acetylgalactosaminide beta-1,3-galactosyltransferase activity. NCBI's taxonomy places the organism in Eukaryota, Metazoa, Arthropoda, Arachnida, Ixodida, Ixodidae. The transcript is spliced from 4 exons.